Molecule: messenger RNA, 1732 nt
Organism: Aspergillus pseudotamarii
Lineage: Eukaryota; Fungi; Ascomycota; Eurotiomycetes; Eurotiales; Aspergillaceae
Product: dolichyl-phosphate beta-glucosyltransferase
Exons: 3
Coding region: 270-1517 (415 amino acids)
Cellular component (GO): endoplasmic reticulum membrane
Source: RefSeq, a predicted model, not a curated record
AAAGGCCAAGCUGGCGACAGGAACGUGUCGGAGAUAUGUCCGCUUGUUUCCCCCUCACAUCGUCUCCCCCAUCCAUCUCGACGUCCCCGUCCAUAAUGCUCUUCCUCGAUCAUUCUGUCCGAUUUUCAUAGUAGUUCUUUCUCCAAGACAGGCUCCGUGUCGCAUGGCUGGCCAAGUCCGGAUUGUCCCUGUUCAGUUGAGCGCUUAAGCUCAUACUAUACUUGUACCAGACAACGUAUCCUCAAUAUCUACAAUUGUUCGACUCUACCAUGUCACAAGAACCGUGGACUGAGGUUUGCGCUCAAUGCGCCCAGCUCCUUUCCAGCGUUCCCCCAAAUAUUCUCCUUGCCGCUCUUAUCGCGACUCUGCUCGGGGCUUUCGUACUCGCUUACAUAGCGCUCUUUUUCGUCGCCCCUGUACCCCGAGAACCCUUUCCAGAAGAGAAGAAAUACCGAACACUGUCGACGGAUGGAUCAAUCACGGAACCCCAGCAAUUACCUUGCUGGCAAGAUUCCCUGUCCAAGCGCCCCAAUCGGACACCCGAUCAAUCAACUAUUGAAAAAGCCGACCUUUUUAUGUCCGUGGUGAUACCAGCCUACAAUGAGGAGAAACGGCUUGGGGGCAUGUUGGAAGAAGCUGUCAACUACUUAGAGCGGUCAUAUGGAACGCUACACAAUACUAUUGAUGAAAAUGGUAUUGCCAAAGAGGAAAAGACAAUUCGACAGCGGAAACCGGCCAAUGGGAAUAUGAACGGCCAUGCAGCGACAGGUCCUGGAACCGAGAAGGGCUGGGAGAUAAUCAUUGUAUCUGACGGGUCUAGGGAUAAAACUGAAGAGAUGGCGUUUAGUUUUGCCCGAGACCAUCAACUCUCACUGCACCCCAAAGGUUAUGCUGGUCCUUGGACCCCAGGCACUCAAGAGGGGGUUCACAUACCCCCAGGGACAAUUCGAGUCGUGACGCUGUCUGAGAACCGAGGAAAAGGAGGCGCCGUCACCCACGGCAUGAGACAUGUCCGGGGUCAAUAUGUGGUCUUUGCCGACGCCGACGGAGCUAGUGAUUUCCAGGAUCUUGGGAAACUUGUCACUGCUUGCCAGGACAUCGAGGACACCGAAGGCCGUGGGGUAGCGGUGGGCUCCCGAGCGCAUAUGGUUGGGAGUGAAGCUGUUGUUAAGCGGUCGAAGUUACGCAAUUUCCUGAUGCACUCUUUUCACUUAAUCUUAUGGCUUUUGACACCUGCCAAGACUGCUACCAUCAAAGAUACCCAAUGCGGCUUUAAAUUGUUCUCCCGAACAUCGCUGCCUUAUAUCAUCCCGUAUAUGCACUCGGAGGGAUGGAUUUUCGACGUGGAAAUGCUCAUGCUUGCUGAAUUCUCGGGAAUCCCAGUGGCGGAAGUUCCAGUUGGCUGGAGAGAAGUGACUGGAAGCAAGUUGAAUGUGAUUCGCGACAGCAUUGGAAUGGCCUGGGGACUGGCGGUCCUCCGAGCUGCAUGGUCCCUAGGCGUGUAUAGACGCGCAUGAGCUUCCCCAUCUAGAAGGAGUUAAGGAAAGAUAAAUGAUUUGUAUUUACUACGAUUACUACUUAUUUCGGCAUUUCCAAUUUCUACCAAGUCAUACCCCUGUGAAUGUUGGACAUCUACCUCCAUACACCGGUUUAGCAAGUGGCAAACUUGGCCUUACAGCAAUAAGAUUAGUUAAAAGAGACGAGAAACAAGUUGAAACGAGAACGGAUAAAC